Messenger RNA from Zophobas morio, 1122 nucleotides. RefSeq names its product transcription factor A, mitochondrial (gene TFAM). Gene Ontology annotation, biological process: regulation of transcription by RNA polymerase II. Gene Ontology annotation, molecular function: DNA binding, bending; transcription cis-regulatory region binding. Bases 115 to 867 code for a protein of 250 amino acids. Lineage: Eukaryota; Metazoa; Arthropoda; Insecta; Coleoptera; Tenebrionidae. The record is from RefSeq and is a predicted model, not a curated record. The transcript is spliced from 2 exons.
GAAAUGUCACUAAAAUUGAGAAAUGUUUGGUUUUGGCGUGAUUAUCUUAACCUCGAAUAUGUUAUAAUAUUUGCGUUUUUUUAAACACAUACAGAAUAAUUUACCUACUCUGUUAUGGCUUUCCAGGGGCUUCUAUUUAGAGUCUCCAAUUCAUUAAAUAACUGCCGAUUUUUACUUAAUACUAGAAUACCUCAACUCAAUCAAGUGUCAGGAGUAAAGCAACAUGUUGUGAAAGCGUUACAAGAAUUAAAAGUUCCGGAAAAACCUAAACGUCCUCUAACACCCUAUUUUAAAUUUGUUCAGGAACGAAGGGAAUCUAUAAUUAAACAAUACCCAGACUGGAAAGUUACUCAAGUGUCUGUGCAGUGUGCUGCUGAUUGGAAAGCGCUUGAUAAGUCUACAAAGUCAAAGUAUGAAGAGCGAUACAAAACAGACAUAGAGCAAUAUGCAAAAAAAUAUUCAGAAUAUAUGAACAGUUUAACACCAGAGCAAAAGGAGGCUUUAGAAAAUUAUAAACAUGAAGUGAAACAGGCGAAAGUUAGGCGAGAGCGAAAGAAAAAAAUCCGGGAGACAGGCAAGCCGAAACGACCAGUUGGAGCAUACAUGUUGUAUGUUAUGGAACAGGCAAAACUACCCUCGAAUGCAAAUAAGUCCUAUGUAACUUUACUGGGACAAUUAAAAGAUACCUGGGCUGAAAUGCCUGAAGGCGAGAAAGCAAAAUACCUUCAAGAAACAGCUAAAGCCAAACAACAGUACGAGGAGGAUUUAAAAAAUUGGGAGCUAAAAAUGAUGGAGGAAGGCAACUUGGAUGUCGUUCGAAAUUCUACUCUCACAGGAAAAUCCCCUAAGCCACGAAAAAGUAAAUAGGGACGCGCGUGUCUUCCUCCGUUACCUUCCGCCUGGUCGGGUGAAGGCACCAAAUGUGGUGAAGAAUCUCAAACAGACAGCUCAUUAGUGGAGGCGGAUAGGCAAAAUAACGGUAAAGAAAAAAUGCGAGACGCUGAAGGAAUUUUAACUAAACUGAAAAAUUUGUUCUAGCAUUAAUUUUUUACUCUUAUUUUGAUGGGAUUUUUGUUAUUUUAUGUGUGUAAAACUGAAUAAAACCAUAGUUUGUAUUGCAAA